CACCUUCUUCAAUCAUAGAGGCCCCCAACUCUGCCCUGUUCUCUUGGAACAAAAGGCCUGACUGACUGAAAUCACCAUCGACAAAAGGUGCCUCUCCCCCUCCCCACGACUCAUCCCCAAUAAGCAGACAUGGCGGAGAACAACAAGUCUACAGACUUCCAAAUUAUGGUUGCAAACAAGGAUGAUAACAAGAAGCAGUUGGCUCCUAAGAGAAGUUCCACCAAGGACAGGCACAAAAAAGUGGAUGGUCGAGGAAGGAGAAUAAGGAUGCCGGCUCUAUGCGCUGCCAGGGUUUUCCAGUUAACCAGAGAGUUAGGUCACAAAUCUGACGGUGAAACAAUUCAGUGGCUUUUACAGCAAGCAGAACCAUCAAUUAUAGCUGCAACUGGAAGUGGGACUAUUCCGGCUUCGGCUCUUUCGGUUGCAGGGGCCUCUGUUUCUGAACAGGGUAACUCUGCUUCAACAGGUUUGCAUACAAAGAUGGAAGGGCUAGGACCGGGUAUGGGGUCCGGAGGUAGGACCAAUUGGACAAUGAUGAGUGGCAAUUUGGGCAGAGCUCAUGCGCCAAGUGGGAUGUGGCCCUCUAUUAGUGGAAUUGGGUCAGGGUUUAUUCAUAAUUCAACCCAGUCGUCGUUGAAUCUCGGCAGCGAAAACUCAAAUUUCCUUCCUAAAUUUGGGUUUCCUGGGUUUGAAUUUCCUAAUAUGAAUUUGGGCCCAAUGAGUUUUUCCACAAUUAUGAGUGGAGCUAACCGUCAAAUCCCUGGUUUGGAGCUUGGGCUUUCGCAGGAUGGUCAUAUUGGGAUGUUGAAUUCUCAAGCUUUGAGCCAGUUUUACAGACAGAUUGGGCAGAGCCGUGGUGAUGCAGGCUCCUUGAAUCAACAUCAGGAACCUUCUGAUAAGGAUGAUUCUGAAGGGUCAAGGCAGUAGAAGUAGGAUUCUAAGAGAAAUUAAUCGUGACAAGUAGCAUAGCCAAGACUAAGCAGCUGAAUAGACUGCCCUGGUUUCUUGCUAGUCUAGAUGAGUGUUAGGAGUUCAUAGUUGAGAGAGUUUGGAAUUUACUUGGGUUUUUUUUCAUGUGUUGGGUGAUUCAAUACCGCAUUUUUCAUUUGCAGGAUUGAUUUUCUUUAUAAUGCAAAGUUUUCAUCCUGGUCUGCAACAUCAGGUUUUGCUCUUUCUAUAGCUCUUCAAAUGAAACUUCUUUCGUUUGAGCAGCUUACUGAAACACCUUCCUAUUCAUUCUGGUCUUUCACAGGCGCAGGGUGACCUACGAUUUUGAGGUGCAUUAUUUGCUAUCAAGAUCUUGUACUGCUUGGAAUUUUAUCUUAUUCUCUUACAGAUAUCGAUUUAAACGUGAUCUAUUUCUGAAAAUAAAAUUCAGAUGUA
This is a messenger RNA of Juglans microcarpa x Juglans regia, 1383 nucleotides long. Its product is annotated as transcription factor TCP20-like. Lineage: Eukaryota; Viridiplantae; Streptophyta; Magnoliopsida; Fagales; Juglandaceae. Gene Ontology annotation, cellular component: nucleus. Bases 130 to 927 code for a protein of 265 amino acids. The transcript has a single exon. The record is from RefSeq and is a predicted model, not a curated record. Gene Ontology annotation, molecular function: sequence-specific DNA binding; DNA-binding transcription factor activity.